CUCUGCCGACGAUACGGGCCCAGUGUAGCAACGUCGGAAACAAGAGUAUGGCGUCGCACAAUCUGAGCGCUAUUCUCCACGGCAAGAAUGAUCUUCGCCUUGAGCAGAGGCCGAUCCCAGAACCCGGAGAAAACGAGGUACUGCUGCGUAUGGCCUGCGUCGGCAUCUGCGGCUCCGACGUCCACUACCUGACACACGGCAAGAUCGGCGACAAUGCAGUCGAGGUGCCCAUGACGAUCGGCCACGAAGCUUCAGGGGUCGUCGCCAAAGUGGGGCCCGGAGUAAAGCAUCUCAAAGUGGGUGACCGAGUCGCCAUAGAGCCUGGUGUUCCGUGCCGUAAAUGCGACUUCUGUAAACAAGGCAGCUACCACCUGUGUCCGGACAUCUUCUUCUGUGGUACUCCGCCUCAUAACGGAAAUCUCUCUCAGUACUACAAACACGCAGCUGAUUUCUGUUACAAGCUUCCAGAACACGUGUCUCUGGAGGAAGGCGCCCUGCUGGAGCCGCUGUCGGUGGGAGUGCACGCUUGUCGCAGGGCUGGAGUUACACUCGGCUCCACGGUCCUCAUCCUGGGAGCAGGGCCCAUUGGACUUGUCACUCUCAUAGCAGCCAAGGCAAUGGGAGCGGCGAAGGUACUCAUAACAGAUAUAAAUUCUCAUCGCCUGGAAGUAUCUAAGAAGUUUGGUGCUGACUACACAUUGCGGGUAUCUAAGGGUAUAGACGAGAAGCAGGUGGCCAACGAAAUACGAGCUAUUUUGGGAGUGGCUCCUGACAUCAGCAUUGAUUGCUGCGGCAUGGAGUCCACUGUGGUUCUUGGACUGCAGGCGACGCGUCAAAAUGGCGUAGUGGUGGUCGUGGGGUUGGCGGAGACGCACGCCCGCAUACCACUCAGGCCUCUCUUCUACGAGAUAGACUUACGUGGCAUCUUCCGCUACUGCAACGAAUAUCCCAUGGCGUUAGAGCUUGUCGCAUCGGGGAAAACAAAUGUCAAAGGUCUGAUUACACAUAACUUCAGCAUGAAGGACACCUUGAAAGCCUUCUCAACUGCUGUUUCUGGGGAAGGAAAUCCUAUCAAAAUCAUGAUCCAUUGCAACAAAGAUUAGGACAAAAUCUCAGCAUUCAAAGUCUUCAAUCUAAUUUUAUGGAAAACUUAGUAUUACUUAUGGACAUAAAACAUUAUGAGUUACUGACCUUAAGAGUUCGACAUGUACUGCAUCGUCAUUUGUGGUGAUUAUAGUUUUUGAUUCCAUGAAUAUCGUGUCGUGCUGUUGAAGAUAUUUUCUGAUUGCUUACAAUUUGCAGUGUUACUUCCCCAAUACGGGCUAACAUCUAAUGGAACAAACGCCACGGUAUCGAAGAGGCUUUUAAAGAAUAAGCUAGAAUUGAUGUCUCAUUAAAUGAUGUAAUGUUGUACGUUCGCAGAUACCAAGUUCUGUAUCCAGAUUAGAGAGAUGCAUGUAUUGGAUACAGAACACUGGGUCUGUGAAUGUACGAUGAUACGCCAUUGGACAGAAAUAUGUAACGCCUUUGCACGUUGAUAAUCUCAUGCUCUUGUGUGGUUCAUGACAUACUGACAAACGGAAGCUUGCAACGUAAUUUUUGUGGUGUUCCAUGAUAAUAUCAACGGAUUCAGAUUAGCAAAUUCCCAAUGAAAUAAAGUAUUUGUUACAAAUAAAAAGCGUCUUGAUGCAAGAACAACUUCUUUGGUGAUUGAAAUAAACACUUCUGACAAUCAUUUGAAGUAGUAUGUCGAGACA
Molecule: messenger RNA, 1757 nt
Organism: Schistocerca piceifrons (Central American locust)
Lineage: Eukaryota; Metazoa; Arthropoda; Insecta; Orthoptera; Acrididae
Product: sorbitol dehydrogenase-like
Exons: 8
Coding region: 48-1103 (351 amino acids)
Biological process (GO): D-sorbitol catabolic process
Molecular function (GO): zinc ion binding; L-iditol 2-dehydrogenase (NAD+) activity
Source: RefSeq, a predicted model, not a curated record